Messenger RNA from Pichia membranifaciens NRRL Y-2026, 1353 nucleotides. RefSeq lists its product as hypothetical. The transcript has a single exon. The record is from RefSeq and is a predicted model, not a curated record. The coding region runs from base 1 to 1353 and encodes 450 amino acids. Gene Ontology annotation, biological process: RNA polymerase I preinitiation complex assembly; nucleolar large rRNA transcription by RNA polymerase I; transcription elongation by RNA polymerase I. Gene Ontology annotation, cellular component: RNA polymerase I complex. Gene Ontology annotation, molecular function: DNA binding. Lineage: Eukaryota; Fungi; Ascomycota; Pichiomycetes; Pichiales; Pichiaceae.
AUGGGCAAGAACGUGAGCAUCGGAAAGGUCGAUGUUGUUUCCGAAGCAGGAGAGGCGGUGGUUGCAUCAUUCACCAACUCUACUACGAUUCCAGGAUCGGUGUCACUAGAUCUUUACACAUCCACCAAGGCACCAAACAAGGCCAUUCUACACGGAGAAUCCAAAGACUCAGCUUUGCAAUACGAUGCAGACGAACUUGCAGACUCGCAAUAUGUUCUUGGGGUUUACGACUCGAAGAGUAAAAGCAUUAAGCUGAUUCCACGCACCAAGAUGUUCUCAGGACGUGUGAAUGCCUCCAGAAGCUUGAUCAGCGACGCAAAGUUAGUGAAGAAACUGAAGCGCAAGGACAUAUCUGCCGAAGGUACCUUUGCUGAGCGUAGAAAUGCGUUGGGUGAAGAGUUUGGUACGAAAAAGGCUAAAAAGGCUAUUACCGAGGCUGCAAGAAACAAGAUUGAUGCCGGUAUGUUGGAAGAAUCUCAAAUUGAUAUUGUUGAUGGUAUCAGGCAAACCACUAAAAGUAUGCCAGACAGAGACCAAAUGGCGAAGAUGGUGGAAAAAGAAAACAGAGUUAUUCCACCCUGUCAUACCGAAGCCACGAAUGUUGAAGAAAUAUAUCCUAUUGAAGAGAUUGUUCCUGAAGAGAUUCUUCAAUGUUUCCCAAUAGAUAUAUUUUUCCGUGCUAAAGUGGAAGGUCAAGAAGAAGAAGAGGCAUUGGAAGAGCAGAAGGAAACCGAGAAGGAUGAGGUACUACAGAAAUUGAACUUCUUACCCUAUGUCCCAGCUAAGGAACGUGGACCCGUACAUCAAAAGAAGUCUACAUUUGGCCGCCUCAUUGCCAGUGCUCUGUCCGAGCGUUCUUCAUUGUCUGGAUCCUCGAACAUAUCUGAUGAUGCCAGAUGGAAAUUACAGAUGAUAUCCUUCACCUCCAUGCUUGUUGGGUUAUAUUUCAAUCGCCGUUUGAGUCGUAGGGAUAAGCUAAUGACUGCUUACCACAAUGUUCCACCUUCACGUGCUAUAAACUACAUGCUUCAAGUUUUUGGAAACACCAAAGUCAGCAGUAACAGUUUUGACAGAGAGAUUCGUUUCUUCAACGUGGGACCAAAGGAGGAGGACAAACUAUUAUGCUACAUCAUUGUGUUGCUCUUGUCGUUGUUUGAAUACAGAUUGGAGUUGUCGUCGUUAGCAGCCGAUUUGAGUUUGAAGCCAUCCAAAUUGCUUGCUCUCGUCCGUACGUUGGGAUGUACUAUUGUUGUGCCAAACAAGAGCGAAAGCAAGGACAUGGCUGGCUCUAAGAUUGCUGUUUUACGUGUGCCUUUCAAAGUACCCGAUAUGGUAAGAAGGUUCAGAAGAUGA